GUUGAACGCGUUCACAUGCCUUCCGCUUUUGGCUGUGCUUAGUCAGGAGCGCGUUCAAUUUAAGAGAUCGCGUCGCGUCUGCCCCCUCUCAUCCUCCUACCACCACCCGCUCCUCCCCCCUCUCCCCUCCUGCACAUACCUUCACGUCCCUUGGUACUCUGAACGACACACACGCGAUGGCUUUCGUCUUCAAGCGAGACGCACGUAAAGAACGCGUUCAAUUUGACAAGAUCACCGCAAGGAUCAGCAAGCUAUGCUAUGGUCUGGACAAAGAACACGUUGACCCUAUUGGCAUCUCCCAAAAGGUCAUCGCCGGUGUCUACCAAGGAGUGACGACAGUAGAGCUUGACAACCUCGCGGCUGAGACUGCCGCGUAUCAAACGACUAAGCACCCUGAUUAUGCUAUCCUUGCCGCGCGUAUUGCAGUCUCUAAUCUCCACAAAGAGACGAAGAAAAACUUCUCCGCUGUCAUCAGCGACCUGUACAACUAUGUCAACCCUAAAAACGGCAAGCCAGCGGGCUUGAUCGCGAAAGACAUCUACGAGAUCGUAACGGCGAAUGCAGAGCAGCUCGACUCUGCCAUUCUCUAUGAUCGUGACUUCAAUUACAACUUCUUCGGCUUCAAAACCCUGGAGCGUUCGUAUCUCCUCAAGCUCGACGGGCGCAUCGCCGAGCGUCCUCAGCACAUGAUUAUGCGAGUCGCCAUCGGCAUACACGGUGCUGACAUCGAAAGGGCGAUUGAGACUUAUAACCUGAUGUCUCUGCGCUACUUCACACAUGCAUCCCCGACGCUGUUCAACGCAGGUACACCUCACCCGCAACUCAGCUCCUGCUUCCUCGUCUGCAUGAAGGAUGACUCCAUCGAGGGCAUCUACGAUACCCUCAAGAACUGUGCCAUGAUCAGUAAGACUGCUGGUGGUAUCGGCAUCAACAUCCACAACAUCCGUGCUACUGGUUCAUACAUCGCGGGUACCAACGGUUACUCCAACGGUAUCGUACCCAUGCUUCGUGCGUACGACGCGACUGCCCGCUACGUCGACCAGGGCGGUAACAAGCGUCCCGGUGCAUUCGCCAUCUACAUGGAGCCAUGGCACGACGACAUCUUCCAGUUCCUUGACCUGCGCAAGAACCAUGGUAAAGAAGAAGUCCGCGCGCGCGACCUUUUCUACGCCCUCUGGAUCCCCGAUCUCUUCAUGAAGCGUGUCGAGGCCAACGGGAAGUGGUCGCUCUUCUGCCCCAACGAAGCUCCCGGCCUUCACGAGGUCUGGGGCGAUGAGUUCGAGCAGCUCUUUGAGCGGUAUGAGCGUGAAGGCCGUGCUCGCCGAACGAUCGAUGCCCAGAAGCUGUGGUAUGCUAUCCUUGACGCUCAGAUCGAGACUGGCAACCCCUUCAUGCUGUACAAGGACGCAUGUAAUGCCAAGUCCAACCAGAAGAACCUUGGCACCAUCAAGUCGUCGAACCUUUGCACAGAGAUCAUCGAGUACUCUUCCCCCGAUGAAACAGCCGUCUGCAACCUUGCAUCCAUCUCCCUCCCCGCCUUCGUCGAGAAUGGGGUCUACGACUUCCAGAAGCUACACGACAUCGCCAAGGUCGUCACCUUCAACCUUAACCGUAUCAUCGAUGUCAACUACUACCCGAUCCCAGAGGCGCGUCGCUCGAACAUGCGCCACCGCCCCAUCGGCAUUGGUGUGCAGGGUCUUGCUGACGCGUUUAUGGCUCUUCGCAUGCCCUUCGACUCUCCGGAGGCGCGAGAGCUCAACAAGAAGAUCGCGGAGACCAUCUACCACGCCGCGGUCGAGGCGAGCAGCGACAUCGCAGUUGUUGACGGGCCCUACGAGACGUACGAAGGUAGCCCUGCUUCUAAGGGUGAGCUGCAGUAUGACCUCUGGGGUGUCACACCCACGGACCUGUGGGACUGGGCGACGCUGAAGGAGAAGGUAGCCAAGACCGGUUUGAGGAACUCGCUGCUCGUCGCACCUAUGCCAACGGCGUCAACGAGUCAGAUCCUCGGUAACAACGAAUGCUUCGAGCCAUACACGAGCAACAUCUACACUCGUCGUGUCCUUGCCGGAGAGUUCCAGAUCGUCUGCCCCUGGUUGUUGCGUGAGCUCGUUGAGCUCAACCUCUGGGACGACCAGAUGAAGAACAUGAUCAUCGGCAACAACGGUUCGGUGCAGAACAUCCCUGGCAUCCCUGACGACAUCAAGGCGAUCUACAAGACCGUCUGGGAGAUCAGCCAGAAGAAGAUCCUGGACAUGGCUGCCGAUCGUGGCGCGUUCAUCGACCAGAGCCAGAGUCUCAACGUUCACCUGCAGUCGCCGACGACGGGUCAGCUGACGAGCAUGCACUUCUACGGCUGGAAGAAGGGCUUGAAGACGGGCAUGUACUACCUGCGGACGCGCCCGGCUGCGCAGGCUAUCCAGUUCACCGUCGACCAGACCGCGCUGAAGGCGGGGAACAAGCAGGCUGCAGCGGCUGCUGUCGUCCCUGCUCCGUCGACCCCCAGCAGGGUCAUCAAGCAAGAACCCGUCACUCCUUCCUUGUCCUCCGACCCUCCCUCGCCUUCCGUCGCCAGCGCCGUCACGUCCGAUUCCGACGAUGUGAAGCUCGCCAAUGGCACGGCGGCACUUUCACUCGACGAGCGAACACAGAAGGCGGCGGAGCAGGAUCCUGAGUUCGCGGCAGCCCUGCAACGCCAGCGCGACCGUGAGCUCGAGCAGGCGAAGCUGAUGUGCUCCUUGGAGAACAAGGAGGCCUGCGUCAUGUGCUCUGGCUGAUGUGUCUUUCUCGGGUUCUAGAGUAUCGAGUGCGUUGGUAUGGCAUAUCUCAUCGUGUAUUCCCGCAAUCCGUCCUCGUCGCAUUUUCUGUAUUAGAUCCAUCUGUCUGUUGUAUAUGUACUCCAUGUUAGUUCUCUAGCUUUCAAUAUACUAUGUCGGAACACCUCUUGACUA
This is a messenger RNA of Fomitopsis serialis, 2951 nucleotides long. Its product is annotated as ribonucleotide reductase alpha subunit. Gene Ontology annotation, molecular function: ATP binding; ribonucleoside-diphosphate reductase activity, thioredoxin disulfide as acceptor. The record is from RefSeq and is a predicted model, not a curated record. The transcript is spliced from 12 exons. Gene Ontology annotation, biological process: deoxyribonucleotide biosynthetic process; DNA replication. Gene Ontology annotation, cellular component: ribonucleoside-diphosphate reductase complex. The coding region runs from base 177 to 2777 and encodes 866 amino acids. Lineage: Eukaryota; Fungi; Basidiomycota; Agaricomycetes; Polyporales; Fomitopsidaceae.